This is a messenger RNA of Diaporthe amygdali, 1290 nucleotides long. RefSeq lists its product as uncharacterized. Gene Ontology annotation, molecular function: flavin adenine dinucleotide binding. The coding region runs from base 1 to 1290 and encodes 429 amino acids. Gene Ontology annotation, biological process: fatty acid beta-oxidation using acyl-CoA dehydrogenase; butyrate catabolic process. The record is from RefSeq and is a predicted model, not a curated record. Lineage: Eukaryota; Fungi; Ascomycota; Sordariomycetes; Diaporthales; Diaporthaceae. The transcript has 2 exons.
AUGAUCGAUUUCAGCCUCUCAGAAGAGCAGCAACUACUCCGCGCAGGCGCAGCCCAAUUCGCGCAAACCCACCUCAGAGAAGCCUAUGCCGCUUACUCCCAGCACACGACACAAGAGGCUCGCUUCCGCGCCACCAAGCCCACCUAUGCCGCCGCGGUGAAAGCCGGCCUGAUCAAGGGCCAAGUCCCCACCGCGCUGGAUGGAGGCGCACAAAGCCUCGUCGACGCCGCCAUCCUGGUCGAGGAGUUCUUCUCGGUCGAGCCGUCCGCCGCGCUGACCAUUCUCGGGACGGGACUGGGGUUGACCCCGUUCAUCCUCGCGGGCAGCGAGGAACAACGCAAGCGAUUGCUGCCGACAUUUCUUAGCGGAGAGGGGGAGCCGCUGGCGAGCUUCGUGCACUCGGAGCCGGGUGGGACGGCCAACUGGCUUGAGAGGGGCGGGAAGGGGCUUGGCACGACGGCGAGGAAGGAGGGUGAUGAGUGGGUCAUCAAUGGCGAGAAGCUAUGGACCACCAACAGCGGCGGAUGGGACGGAAAGGGCGCCGAUCUGCAGUGCGUCGUAUGCCGGUACUCGGAGGACGGAGGCCUUCCAGAUCCUACCAAGGAUCCGGCGGAGGAUAUCCUUAUCUUGCUCGUCACGCGUGAUGUGAUUGCGGCUAACGACUCCAACGCAUACAAGGUGCUUGGUGAACCCGAACUUUCAGGCUUCCCUUCCGCGUCAGGUCCUCACAGUUCGUUCAACAACCUCCGCGUCCCCGAUGCGAACCUACUCUGCCCACCCGGCAAAGGAGCCCAGAUAGUCGAGCAGACGUUCGGCUCGUCGGCUGCUUUAGUGGGUGCCAUGGGCGUUGGACUUAUGAGAGCGACAUUUGAUGCCGCGUUACGUUUCGCCAAAGAGGACACACGUGGUGGAAGUGCCCCGAUCCUGGAACGGCAGAGCGUGGCAGACCUACUGGUAGAUAUCAAGAUACGGGCUGAGACCAGCCGGCUCUUGACAUGGAAGGCUCUGCAUGCUAUUGAAAAUGGUCCUGGAGGCUGGAAUGCAAGGCUCGAGUUGGCUCUCGAGGCGAAGAUCCAUUCAUCCGAGGGUGCGGUGCAGAGCGUUGUGGACGCUAUGAAGGCUGUUGGAAUAAAAUCAUAUGCCAAGGAACAGCCAUUCUCCAGGCUUCUGAACGAUGCCAUGGUUCUGCCUCUGUUCGAUGGUGGGAAUGUUGGCGUCAGGAGACGGCAGAUUGAGAAAAUCUUCCAAAAUGCUGGGUACCAGCCGUGGGAGGCUACUCACGGAUCGUGA